UGCAUCAGAUAUGCAGCGGCGUUCAUUAAGACCAUGGAAACUAUAAAAUACGCGUCUAUCGUCACAGCCUGUAGGAUCUAUCGUUGAUCGGAUGAGCCUGCUUUAGUUGUAAUAUAUUACAGUAGAAAAUCAAUUGUUGCUUCUUUCGCAGUUUGGAAAAACGAAUUUGAUGCGUGAUUGGUCUGCCUUCAUUGAGCGUGCAAAUUGACGUGUUGUCUACUCCUUGAAUGCAAAAUGAAGACGCGAGUGCGACAUGGAGUUAUCGGUAUCAUCAUUAUUACCAUGGGCACCAGUAUCAUGAUUUAUAACCUCAGAUUCACCCGCACAUCACCGUUCCAGUCCCAUGCUGCUGCUGGACCGCCGAACAUAAGGCUCGGGAAAACACAGAAAAAGCCACAAAGACGUUUGUCAUCACUCCUAGAGGGAUACACUAACAUUAACGACCAGAAGCCUCUACAGAUGCAUUGUAACUGCUGUGCUUUGGUGACCAGCUCAGGCCACCUCACAAGCAGCCAGAGGGGGGCCGAGAUUGACCGCACAGAGUGCGUCAUCCGCAUGAACGAUGCCCCCACAGCCGGCUACCAUCGUGACGUGGGCAGGCGAACCAGCCUGCGUGUCGUUGCGCACUCAAGCCUGCAGAGAGUGCUAUUGAGCAAACAGGAGCUGCUCAAUUCCAGCCACGACACAGUGUUUCUCUUCUGGGGGCCCAGUAACUGCAUGAGAAAGGAUGGAAAAGGACUAGUUUACAAUAAUCUCCUCCUGGUCAAUAAGAUGCUACCGAAACUCAAGGUGUACAUGGUCUCUCGUCUGAAAAUGCUAAAGUUUGACGAGCUCUUCAAGAAGGAGACUGGAAAAGAUAGAAGGGUUUCUAACUCAUGGCUGAGCACAGGCUGGUUCAGCAUGGCUAUAGCUUUGGAGCUGUGUGACAGCAUUAAUGUUUAUGGCAUGGUGGCUCCUGACUUCUGUAGGUCUUUCCACCAUUCCUCCAUGCCCUAUCACUACUAUGAGCCUUCCGGUCCCGAUGAGUGUACCAUGUACCUCUCCCAUGAACAAGGCCGUGGUGGCAGCCACCAUCGCUUCAUUACGGAGAAGACAGUGUUUGCCAACUGGGCACGGACCUUCAACAUCCACUUCUACCAACCAGACUGGCUUCCAGCCCCCCUCCUCGCUACAAACAACUCCCACAUCGAUGGUCCAGCUGGCUCCUGAGACUCCCCAGACUUGUACCGUCUCCCAGCCUGGCCUCCCAAAAACGAGUUUGUGUAUUUGGAUUGGAGCUGUGGAUUUUAUUCCUAUUCCUUAAGGCUGCCUUUGGGAGCACCGUGACUACUGGUAGCUGUUGCCACUGCUGUCUGAGUAUGGAGAGUCACAGAACAAGGUGGAUGACUGUUUACUGUUUGGACUGGAAUGUAUGGGUUGUGAUUUAAAAAGUUAACAGUUUAUGCUAGAAUGUGAAAUCAGACAAUCCAUGAACUGAUAACUGUUUUAGCUAUAUCUUUUGCUAUGUAUCUUGUACUGCUAUAAUGUUAGAGCUAAUGGUCUUUCCUGCUUGUUGAACUGAGAUUAAAGGCUUGUUAAACUAAGAUAAGUACAACAACUAACCACAUAUUCAUAUUUUAAGUCACACAUACUAUAUUUCUAAAAAUAAAAGGGAACCUAAUUUAGAUAAUAAUUCAAAUUAAACUUGGUGGACAGCCAAAUCAUGUAUCUUUAGUUCAUAGACUAUGCUUUAGCUAGGUUAGCAGCACCACAGUCUAUGGUUGGCACAUGCAUUCAACAUGUUAGCAACUCUUAGUUAGCAAUCCAACACACAGUCCGCAGGUACCUCCGCGACUACUUCACUCAGAGCAGUUGUCAAUCAUAGCUGUCAAUCAUGACGUCUCACCCCCUUUUUUAUAUAAUCAAAUAACUAAUUAAAAACAAACUGAUCAGAAAAUGAGCACUUGAACAGACAUCAGAGUGAUAAGAACCACCAAAAAUGACAGAAACCAUCUUCGGAAAAAAAAUUGUGGUGCAUUUUGGAGGCAUCUGCUAACAUGGAGGGGACGGUACAUAUGACAUAUACUGUAGCUAGCCACCACGGGGCGAUCGAGAUACUUUGUCUUCACUUUUGGGUAGCUGUCAUGCCGUCCAUCUUUAAGUACAGUCUAUGAUUCAAGCAUGCAGGCUUUUUUCCUGCCACAUCAGUGUGCAUAGAGCAGAUGAUAGUUAUUUUUUAUCAAUCAACUAUAAUCAAUGUUUGUAUUGGUAUAAUGGUUACUAACCAUCAAAGGGGGGUCUGUCGUGGUUUAUUGAUUAUAGGGCAGGUAGGCAGGCAUGUGAGACACUCAGUGGUGAGGGAGAAAGAAACAUGCCCUGAGCUAGUCUCAGUAAGGUCUGUGGUGGCCAAAGGUUCAUUGAUGGUACAGGUUAGAGGUUAGAGUGAAGGAUAUCGUAAACACACGUAACACGUAAGGGGGGCCGAGGGUGACGCAGCAUUAUCUGUGGGGCUGUUAGGUGUUGCCACUUCCCAGUAAGCAAAGUUAUCGAAAGUCACCAGAAUCCCAGGGAAUAUAGAGGGUGGCCAAGGGUUAGCAACUGGAUCCCAUACAGGUGAAGGCCAUGUGUCUGGGUUUGCUCAUAGUGAGAGAGUGUGUUCCUCAGGGGAGCAGAGGGAAACUGGGGAGACAGGUCAAACUGACCGUAGAGAGAUAUUGAGUGAGUACACAGGGCGGGCCCGUUGAAAAGGUGACUGACCCUCAAUAAAGUAUGGAAAAACAUUGAGAAACAGUAUUAUGAGGGGGAUUUUCCUCAUUAAGACUAUAUGUAAAGGAU
This is a messenger RNA of Hypomesus transpacificus, 2814 nucleotides long. It is a transcript of the gene st6galnac5b, whose product is annotated as ST6 (alpha-N-acetyl-neuraminyl-2,3-beta-galactosyl-1,3)-N-acetylgalactosaminide alpha-2,6-sialyltransferase 5b. The transcript is spliced from 5 exons. The record is from RefSeq and is a predicted model, not a curated record. Bases 235 to 1209 code for a protein of 324 amino acids. Gene Ontology annotation, biological process: oligosaccharide metabolic process; ganglioside biosynthetic process. Gene Ontology annotation, molecular function: alpha-N-acetylgalactosaminide alpha-2,6-sialyltransferase activity. Lineage: Eukaryota; Metazoa; Chordata; Actinopteri; Osmeriformes; Osmeridae.